Molecule: messenger RNA, 3391 nt
Organism: Leptopilina heterotoma
Lineage: Eukaryota; Metazoa; Arthropoda; Insecta; Hymenoptera; Figitidae
Gene: Eaat2
Product: excitatory amino acid transporter
Exons: 11
Coding region: 774-2378 (534 amino acids)
Biological process (GO): L-glutamate transmembrane transport
Cellular component (GO): plasma membrane
Molecular function (GO): L-glutamate transmembrane transporter activity; neutral L-amino acid transmembrane transporter activity; glutamate:sodium symporter activity
Source: RefSeq, a predicted model, not a curated record
CACUUGAUGGCCAGUCAGGGCUCAUCCUUCGCGAGGUACACGUCGCGUAACCUCAUUACAUUUUUUUUUCGCUAAUCAAAAAUAUUUAACUCAUCGAUUCAUCAAAAAAAGGAAGAACGUUAAUUUACGAAUUUGCAAAAGAAAAGAGUCAACGGUGUUUACAAACGAAAUAAAGAUUUAAAUAUUUUUACCACUAGACAAAAUUUAACGACCAAAUAUACAAAUCUUCUCAAAAGGGGUAACUGACCCUGCGCAACGAAUCUCUUUCUCUCAGCACCGGUGUGAAGUACUUCGACCGGUUGUGAGAUUACCUGGGCAGGAUUCUCGCAUCUCAAAAAAUUUUGUCCUCUCGAGUAAAAGUGUAUUUUUCGGGUCCGCGAAUAAUUAGGGAGAAGUGAGAGAUUUAUUCUCCAGUUGCCUUUUUCGGAGGAAUUUUUCUUUUUUCUAAACUUUUUUUUUCUUUUUUUUGCCGAUUCCCAAAAAAAAAAAAUUUGUUGGGACUAGAUAGUCCCGUGUGUUGAACCUUGUAGGGAGAUCGAUAAACCGGUACGACGAUCGAGUCAAUAGGAUCGUGGAAGGCCGUGAGGCUUCUCCGACGCCUGGUGGGUAGUCGUGAUUGGUCCUUUCGUGCGGAUUUACAACAAGAUCCCCAAAACGGCAACCUCUCGUCAUCGUGGUUCUGCCGGGGCCCAGCAGUACGCCGGAAAAAAUCGGGAAAAGAGGAGCCAGGGUCCGCGGGAUCCUCGACUUCCGCCAGGGCGCCUGGUGAAGAGAUGGAGGACAAGUCGUCCUCCAGGUUCUCUGAGUACCUCUUCGCCAAAAUGGGUGGUCAGGACGUCUCCGCCUCGCAGGGUCCCAGGAAGAUGACGGCAGAUACCACCCAAUGGAUACGGGAAAACCUACUGUUAUUGGUUACAUUGUCGGGAGUCCUCCUUGGAGUGAUUCUUGGGUUUGGCCUGCGUCCUUUGGGCCUCGGUGAUGAUGCUGUGAUGUUAAUUAGUUAUCCGGGUGAGCUGUUUAUGAGGUUACUGAAAUUGAUGAUUUUACCUCUAGUUAUAGCCAGUCUCAUAUCUGGUUCUGCGAGUUUAAAUGCUCGAAUGAAUGGAAUGAUUGCCGUUCGAACUCUCGUGUAUUUUAUUCUGACGUCAUUACUGAAUGCAAUUAUUGGCGUCAUUCUUGUGAUUCUUAUUCAUCCUGGCGAUCCUGGUCUUAAAGAAUCGAUUGCACCCUCAACGCAAGCGAGGGCGGUCAACAUUUUGGACAGUCUUUUAGAUCUUGGAAGAAAUAUGUUUCCAGAAAAUCUCUUUCAAGCAGCCUUUCAACAGGCUCAUACAGUGUAUGUUCCAAAGAAACAAUUCUUUCAAAACUAUUCAGAACGACUUGAAAGUACUGAAGGACCACCGGAUGAGGAAUUGAUGAGGGUUAUCCAAUACAGAAGUGGAACCAAUACUUUAGGAAUAGUUUUCUUUUGCUUGGUCUUUGGAACCUUUCUUGGCACUUUGGGUGAAAAGGGUCAAGUUGUUAUAGACUUUUUUAAGGCUGUCUUCGAGGUCAUCAUGAGAAUGGUUUCAACCGUUAUGUGGAUGACUCCGAUUGGAAUAACGUCUGUGAUCGCUGGCAAGAUUUUAGGAGUGAAUGACUUGAGUCUAGUGAUGUCUCAAUUGGCAUGGUUCAUUGUGACGAUUGUGAUUGGAGUUUUCUUAUAUCAGUUGGUGUUCAUGCAGCUGAUCUAUUUGUCGAUCGUGAGGAAGAAUCCUUUUAAGUUCUACACAGGCCUCGCGCAGGGUACUCUCACCGCCUUCGCCAUGGCAUCAACGGCUGCCGCACUUCCUGUGACGUUUCGACUGAUGACGGAUAAAUUGAGGGUUGACCCAAGGGUCACAAGAUUCGUUUUGCCCAUUGGAUGCAAUAUUAACAUGGAUGGUACUGCCAUGUUUGUGGCUGUUGCAAGCAUCUUCAUUGCUCAGAUGAAUGGCAUUUUUCUUGGAUUUGGAGAACUUAUCACUGUCAUCUUAACCUCGACUGCAGCAUCGGUAUCUUCUGCUUCUGUACCAAGCGCAGCGUUGGUUUUACUUCUAGUUGUCCUCAGUGCCAUUGAUGCACCAGUACAAGACGUUUCUCUUCUCUUUGCCAUUGAUUGGUUUGUAGAUCGAGUGAGGACAACAAAUAACAUGCUAGGAGAUUGUUACGCAGCUGCCGUUGUAGAACAUUUAUCGAAAAAGGAAUUAAUGGCCCUGGAUGCCGCAGCAUAUCAAUCUGAGACUAUCCUGCCAACAACUAUUGCCAAUGGAUGCAUCUCAGCAAAUAGGGUACCGGAUCCUGACACAAUUGUGGUUGAAAUGCAAGACGACUCAAGGAUAUCCGGCGUCGCCAAGUAAAAUAUCUUGUUGCAAUAAAAUGGUGUUGCCAAAAUCAAUAACCGAGGAAUCUGUUUGACAACCGAUUAAAUAGAUUAAUAAAAAAAAUCGGUUCUUAUAAAUAAAAAUGACAAAAAAAAAGAAUACGAUCUUAAAAUGAAAAAACUUUUCUCUAAAGUCAGAGGGAAAAGUAAAACUACAUAAAAAAACACUGUUCAUUGAUUGUUAAUGCGUUUUUAGGACAACACAGGGGAUCGACUCUUUGAAAAAUUUGACUCGCCAUCGAGUCUCUAGAGUCCUUAAAAAAAUAUCAAUAAAUGUCAAAAUGAUAUUCACACUCUAAUGUCCCGAUUUAAGAAUCAAAAAAAAAAUCCGAUUCAUUCAAUUAAGGCGGGGCAGUCUUACGAGAGAAUAAAAAAAUGAAAGGCGUACAUAUAAGAACUAGAUAAAAAUGAAUUAAAUUUGGGAAAUGUCUUUUGAAUUUUCAACUGAAUUUUAGUCAGCAGUUGUUUUUUUUUGCUGCUAGAAAUUUGUCAUUGAAACUGUUCAAAUAAGACUUAAUUUUGAAUAUAGAAAAGUAUGGCAAAGAGUUUUAUUUUCUUAAAUUAUUAAUUAAUUUUCAAAUUCGAUUAAAGUAAAAAGAGUGAAAAGAGUGAAAAAAUGAAAAAUAUUCGAAAAAAGCUGAUUUAUGGCUAACAAGUAAUUGAAAUUAAUUUAAUUAUUUACAAUUAAAAAAAACAAGUUCAUAAAAUAGUAAUUAGUAUUAAACAGUGAUUGGACAAGGAAACAAUAAAUAAUGAAUAAAUGUUAAUAAAAUGACUGAUAUUACAAUUUAAAACAGUAGUUGACUUCGUUAUUAAUGUUUACUAAUGUUAAUAAUUAAUAAAUGUUUCAAUAGAAACCAUUGAAAUAAUAAUAAUUCUGACGGAUCACUGACGAAUGACAAUAAAAUCGCCAUUUUUACCCUUUGUGUUAAUUAAAAAAAGUUACUCCUUCUUUAAACUUAUUCGUUAUUCUUUACAAUUUACUCAAAU